This is a messenger RNA of Aspergillus vadensis CBS 113365, 1043 nucleotides long. RefSeq lists its product as uncharacterized. NCBI's taxonomy places the organism in Eukaryota, Fungi, Ascomycota, Eurotiomycetes, Eurotiales, Aspergillaceae. The coding region runs from base 320 to 625 and encodes 101 amino acids. The record is from RefSeq and is a predicted model, not a curated record. The transcript has a single exon.
CGCUGCCAGAGUUGGUCGACUCUCUGGUCCCGCUCUUUCUGCGACUCGCCAGUGUCCAUGUUCGGUGAAAAGUAAUUCUUAUCACAACUGCGUCAUUAUUUUUUUAAGGAGGGGUCGGCGGGUUUGAAGAGGAGAGUUUCCCUGUCGCAGCAGGGCAGAAAGUGAAGGUGAGUGAAUAAUUUGGGCAUCGAAAAUCACUGGCGGGCGAAAUUAUGAACGAAGUGUUAAUCCGGCGUUCAUGAUUGUCGAUUCAAGGUCAGCUGGGGUGAGGCCGACAGCCGUGAGAAAUCCAGGCGCGAUGAUUUGCUUUCCUUACGACAUGAACCGGAAGAAAACUAGACCCCGGCCCGGUCGUCCCCAAAUCUCCCGGCUAUUCCCGUUUAGGCGCCUUUCACUCCCGCCUUUCAGUCUUGCCUCCAGUUCGGCCCCUUCGGAGUCCCAUCUCCGACCUGCACAACAUCAAACCUCAUCUUCACUCCGAUUGCUGAAAAGGGGUGUGUGUUGCUUGAUUCAGGCUGUUGCUCCCCUCAUCAAAACACCCUCCAGCUCUCCUGAACCAGUGGGUCGUAUACCACACCAGCCACACGUCCACAGCCCCCUCGGAUGCCCAAAGCCAACUGGAUAAUCUGUACCCAUCCAGCAUCUCUUAGGCCCAAAGGGAAAAGCACUAUGGUGGCUGUUGCUACCUCUUCUAUACUAGAUUAAUCCCCCACCCGAUACCCCUUUCCCGCUAGACACCCAACAAUGGCUGCUAAUUACUGGGCAUCAACUCAACGCCGACACUGGCUCUUCACGAGAGAGAAGUUGGCGGAGAUUCGGGAGAACUUUAGAGAGCGUGAUAUGGUCGCUCAUAGUCAGUUUCCUUUGCCGGAUCAAAGGUUGCUGAACAUCUAUUUCAGUCAACGUAAGAUAAUAUAGUACAUACCCUAUAUCGGUGGGCAUCCAAGCUCACCAGGCCAACAGAACUCAUUAAACUGGGGAAACGGAUGUCUACUCGACAACAAGCACUUGCGACAGCGCAAGUCUAUGUCAAGAGGUUCUAC